AGUUCAAUACUAAACUUCCGGAAUUCAUUCACCCACUUUUACCUUCCGUCACGCAUGCAUUACGUGGCAACCACGAUUUCGUAGCAACUAUGAAUCGCCGUAGCGGUGAGCACAUCACUAGAACCAGCUGGCGGGUGUAUGCAGUUUCACGCGCUCGCUACCCUACACGCUAGCAUGGCUGCGCGAGAGAGCAGGACGAUCCUCGUCGGCAUCAUCAUCAGUGCGAUCGCACUCAUGUGCCUCUACCAGAUGAGCGAUCACUCGCACCAAACUCCGGCGUUUGCGAAACCGAAGGAAAGGAUCCGAGAGUAUUCGACGGGAGUGAGGAGUACACAGAAGUGGAGGCGGACGGACGCUCCCGGAGCUUCGUACGUCGGAUGUACGGCCGUAGUGCGAGACGGGACGGAUGCUUUCGGCAGCAGCGACGCUCGCAGCUGCAUCCUCGCCUGCCAGCGGGAAGCUGCCGCGUACGCUACCGUGGAUGAUGCGGGUUCGUGGUGCAGAUGUGUGAAGCAUGACAUACGUGGCAGCAACAGCAGCAGCGAGCUGCUUGUUUCACCCACGUCCUGCCGGUCGGUCACCGCCGAACAGGACGUCGCUGCGGCGUUCGUACCGACUUCGACGAUGCGGGACAAAGCGCGACUGUAUAAACUGGAGCGAUGCACGCAACGGCACGGCAACGCACCAUGCUCGCUCGUCUGCCUGGACCCGAUCGGAGCGCACCCUGUCGUCGCUCUGGCCAGCGCGCCCGGAUCCGGAAACACGUGGCUGCGCUACCUUAUCGAGAUGACGUCGGGUGUCUUCACGGGCAGCAUCUACAAGGACAAGGAUCUCAUGGCGCGCCAGUUCGUCGGUGAGAGACAGCGGCGCAACGACGGCACAACGAUCGUCGUCAAGUCGCACAAGAACAUGAGAUCCGUCGUGCUGGCCGUCAACGGCUCGGGCGCCAUCUUGAUCGUGCGCCACCCGUACCGCUGCAUCGUCGCCGACUACAAGCUCAUGCGCACGAAGAGCCACACGGGACAACUCCAUCGCGAGGAUUUCGCGAGCCGCGGCUGGGAGGGUUUCGCGACGAAGCGUCUGCGCGCCUGGUACCUGCUCAACUCCGUCUACCUGCGCAGCGUGCGCCCGCUGCUCGUCGUCCACUACAACGACGUGCGCGCCGACGCAACCGCGCAGCUGCGUCGCAUCGCGCGCUUCCUGCGCGUCGACGCCGCGUCGGACUUCGAGGAGCGACUCAGCUGCGCCGUCAGAUACAUCGAGGGCGACUUCCAUCGACCGUCGGCGACGGCUGGCGACGCGAAGCAGUUCGAUCCGUUCUCGGACGCCUUCAAGGCGCUCGCCGAGAGCUACGUGGCGACGGUCGGCGAACUGCUGCAAGAUGGCGGCCACCCGCCGAUGCCGGUGACGGAUCCAGCCGAUGCGCUGCCCGUGUUGUGAUGCGGAGAACGCUGGCUGUCUCUAACGGUCGCAGUGAGCGAGCAUGCAGGAGGGCGCAUUUCGUUGAUAACUAAAACGUUAUAUAGCGGUUUAUUUAUUCGAUUAUAUUUUUUAUUACGAUUCAUGAAUUAUGAUUAUGGUUGUAAUUAUAAUUAUGAUUUAUGAAUAUAAUUGUGAAUAUGAUUAUGAUUAUAAUUGUGAUUUAUAAUGUUUCGUCGCGGCGACGUUUCUGUUGGUGACCUUGACGCUGCGCCUACGGGCUUGUUAUAUAUGUAAGGAUGUCUAUUGCUACCCGUGAUCGCGUCAGUGGUUACGCGUGAGUGCGUUUAAUACACCCUUGCUAGCGUCUAUGUGAACGAAUGGAAGAAUGAUUGAUAACGCACAGUAUGACGUAUUCAUGAAAUUACUUUUAUUGACACUACUUAAACUAGCAUCCGCCCAUAACGUGGCGAAUGCGUACAGUGUAGUACGCGAGGAAACCUCACAUAACUUACGAGGUAUAAGCUGUCAGUCGCUGUCUCUAACCAAGAUAUUAUAUGCCUGUAUUUCGAUUACACUAUCGCUCUGUGUCGUUCUCUGGUCGCAUACGCGGUUAUAUACUGCCAUAGGUAGACACGCCUACCUAUUGUUUCUAGUCAGUCCGUACUACAUGCUUGUCUAUAAUUGGCCUAAUUCUAUCCUGUCUAUUCUCGCGUUACGACUUUACACAGCUGGUCAUAUAUGCCAACCAGAACAAUAGGCUAUUCCUAGAUAUUUACUUAUCCGUCUUUCGACGGUAUUACAUAUACGCCAUAUCGUUAAUACGAGUUGCAACGACUGAAGACAAAACGAGCAGAAUGUAAUCAAUGAAUGCGGCAGCAUGUACGAACCAUAAUAGCAAGCUCGUGAAUAGCUUGCUGAUUAUGCCGCGAUUUACAAACCAAUUCUCUACUGUUUUGUGAUAUAUACGUUCGUUACCCUAUUUAUGGCAGAAAUCUAUUGUCGUGUUCCCCUUCCUACUGCUGAGUGCGCCCGUGAGUUGAGUAGUCUAUUGGCAGGGGUGGAAUAGCGAGGGGUCUAUGUGGUGUUUGAAUCGUAGUUGGUCCAGUGGCCACGAUGGGUCGAUCGAUCAGUCUCAGUAACCAGGUAUCAUCGAUCGGUCGGUUCUCGUGAUCUAACGUAAUCGUAAAUCUAAGAACAAGUGACCUAUAUACCGCUAUAUAUAUUGUAGCGUAUAGCGUGACGCCACACAACAGUGAGUGAGGAAGGUAGGGGAAUAACUGAGAACAAAUAGUCAAAGGCGAAUACUGUGGAUAAAGGACAAGGCGUAUCUUGAUUGGAACGAAAAUCGGUGACAAGAACUAGAUCGUACCAAGCGCUAGUGCGAUCAGGUAAACAGUGUACCACGAUACGCGCCAACGCCCUAUUUCUAUUCCCCUCUUCCCGCUCUUAUGUCCUGCGCAUGCGCCGUCAUCUUCUCUCUACCUCUACGAUGGCGUCGCCAAGACGUGCGCCAUCGUCACUCUCAUAGGUCGCGGUGUUAGAUGGACUGGAUAUGUUCAAUACUGAAUAAUUUGGUAUGCCCGGUUCUCGAUGGUUCCUAGUACCUGCGACGACAAUGCCGUAUUGAUCUGCCGUGCAAGAUCCGUCACAUAUAAGGAAUGCUUUGAUAUUUCUCUAUGGAUGUUGACGAAUGCAUGUAGCGCGAGCCUUAAUGAAAUGGAUGCCCCGUUGAUAGUAUAACCUGA
Messenger RNA from Priapulus caudatus, 3167 nucleotides. RefSeq names its product WSC domain-containing protein 1-like. Lineage: Eukaryota; Metazoa; Priapulida; Priapulimorpha; Priapulimorphida; Priapulidae. The transcript has 2 exons. Bases 139 to 1440 code for a protein of 433 amino acids. The record is from RefSeq and is a predicted model, not a curated record.